This is a messenger RNA of Monomorium pharaonis (pharaoh ant), 2161 nucleotides long. RefSeq lists its product as uncharacterized. NCBI's taxonomy places the organism in Eukaryota, Metazoa, Arthropoda, Insecta, Hymenoptera, Formicidae. The transcript has 2 exons. The record is from RefSeq and is a predicted model, not a curated record. The coding region runs from base 1317 to 1781 and encodes 154 amino acids.
UAACACGAUUUUUCGCAGGAUUUACCGGAUGUCAUUUUAGUUCCAGAUAUAAAGCUAGACUAAUUCAAGUAACGGCGAUUUAUUUCAAUUUACAAAUAUUUAACAGUGAACAAAACAAGUAAAUUUUGUGUUCUUUAUCUAAUUUUGAAAUAAGCUUCAACUAAACAAAGGAGACGACAAUUGUUCUUUAAAAUGUUUAACAUUGCGAACAAUUCGUGACGAACAGUUUAUGAAACAAACAACAUAUAAGUAUAAAAUCAUCGAAUCUAGCAUAAAAGCAUAAAAAGUUAUUGAUACGAAAGUGUAUAUCAGUACUUGAUCAGAGAGAUUCAAAAAUUGGAUCAAACAUUUAUAAAUCGAUUUUCCUCGAGAUAAGAACGUUCGAGGUAAAUGAAAUCUCGAUCUUACGCGACGACGCAAGACAUGGAGCGUUUCCAUGAAGAACAUGAAGACUAUUCAUCGAGUUCUCUUCGGCCCGAAUGUCUGCAUGGCGUAACUGAAAAAGAAUCGCAAAACGACGUCAACGCAUCGUAUUCAGCCGGACCAUUUCCGCCCCUAUAGAGGCGUUAUAACGCGCUCAUUCGCGUGAAGACCUCCACUCCCUUUCUCUUGAACGACGAGAACACCCGCAGGAGCGUUCUUCUUAUCUACAACGACCGAGUCCGUGCAUCGUACAUACCGUUUCUGCGAUAUAACGUGACACAUAUAUCGGCACUGACAAUUUGGAUCAUAGUGUUUACCGCGAGCGUAUAUAUCGCUGGCUCACCGGUCGGAGCUCAUUUUACACGGACUGCCGAUUUUCCCGGCAACUGAAGCGUGCCCGGCGUGGUAUCCGCGGCGUCCGGUUAGUUUGUCGUCGAGUGGCGGAUCAACGGUGGAUCGCGUUAGUUCGCGGUUGCUCGCUGCACCGUUCAUUCCUUCUUCCUAUACUGUCCAUACUUAGUUGAUUUCCUAUAUGUCGUUUCCCUGUAAAGGUAAACGACUCCAAAAUUCAGCGUACGGAACGAAUUAAAAGGAUACAAACACGAACGAAGAGAUAUGUCGUGACAGUCGCAGCGUUCAUCUUUCGUUACCCGUCGUCGACGCUGGACAAAGAGAGUGCUCGCCCCGGCAUACACUCGGAUGUUCUUGCGAUUUGAGAAAACGUUCGUCGAAUACUCCGUGACCUAGGAAAACCGUCAGUGCGCGAUGACGUCUUGACGAUUAAAUAGGGUGAAAUAGGAACAGGCGAAAGAGUGAGAUCGUAGACAAAACCACGUGCAGAUAUCACCAGUGGAUUUCCAGCGAGAGCCUGUUCUUCAUGAACGUGAGAAAAGAUGCUGUUGAGAGUUAACCUGGUCGCAAUUCUGCUGACCUUGAAUUGCGUCAGCCGUGCGACUGAGCAUUCGAGAUCGGUGCUAGAGAAAUGGCAGAGGGAAGAGAGAGCCGUCACUUCCGACAAAAAGAUCCUCAGGUACACGUAUGAUAAUGUCACAUCUGAGAGUUCUAUUUCUUCGGUCAAUGAUCGCAACGCCAGCGAGGUAGCUGAGAUCGAUCGUUCAAUUGACGAAGACAUCUAUAGUCCACAUUCAAAGAUUGAAGUGAAGGAACGAGAUGAAGCGCGGCGAAAGAAACGAAAGGCUGGCAAAACUAUGUUGGCGUUAUUGAUGGCGUACAAACUUAAAUUUGUUGCUUUAAUACCAACGAUACUCGGAGGUUUGAUUCUUCUCAAGGGAACGACGUUACUUGCGGGAUUUUUCUUCGCUUUAUUCGCUGCCGUUCUUGGACUGAAGAUACAUUGAUAACAAAAUCAAAUAUACAGGAGCUUUGGAAGGAGCGCACCAAGAAUACAAAAUAAAAAGUGAGAAUGACAUACGACUUUAUUUCGUAAUAAUUUACAAUCAAAUUAAACUUGUAUAACUAAUCGUCGUUAUCUUUGAGAAAGUAUUGAACGCCUGUGUUCACAAAGUAACACUUGAGGCCGAAUUUAUAAUCGCUUCUCGGAGUCAAACGUAUACAUCUCGUAUACAUCUUGUAGAAUGCGUCGCGUCGUCAAGUGUGUGUUUAUAAAUAAUGAAAUUAGUCAAAUUACUUUUUCUUAGAGACCACAAGUGAAAAACGCUACGCGAAAUCAUCCGCAUGUAUUACGAUCAUUACGAAAUAAAUGUUACGUUUCUUAAAA